ACAACAGCGAGAUUUGAGCUUAUCCAGUCUUCGGAGUUUGGUUGUGGUCGCCGAGGAACGACCACGAGUUCAACUGAUUGCCACGUUUACCAAACUGUUUUCCAAUUUCGGUCUGAUGAGUCGUGCCUCUGAGAAACGAUCGGGUCAAAUUGUUGGAGAAAGGUUCUCCGAACAGUCUAUGUCUGGUCGAAUCGGGAAAAGGGUCCAUGUCGCUAUCGCGAAUCCGGACACUUUGGGCCAAUGCGCGGACUCCCAGCUGGGCGAGAUUUGGGUAUCGUCACCCCACAACUCACCUGAACUGCUCGGUCCAUUCGACAGUGCCAGCCUGACCCGUGCCCCAGGCUCCCAAUCCCAACCGGUCCCCGGGAGCAAUGCAGCCGAGGCACUGACCGCUCAUCUGGUGACCGGAGACACGGAACGAACGUACGCUCGGACCGGAUUUCUGGGUUUCGUGCGACGUACCGAGUUAACUCAGUCCGACGGCGAAUUACACGAUGCAAUCUUCGUUGUCGGCAGUUUGGAGGAAGCUAUUAUGCUACGCGGUAUGCGAUUUCAUCCGGUCGAU
Messenger RNA from Echinostoma caproni, 565 nucleotides. The record is from the annotation of a GenBank genome assembly. Lineage: Eukaryota; Metazoa; Platyhelminthes; Trematoda; Plagiorchiida; Echinostomatidae.